CCGGGCCAAUUUGCGCCGGCUGGACAGAAUUAUGAGACGAACGGUACUCAUACUGUCAGCGCCGGUUUUCUGGACGUGAUAGCCGGUCCAUUACUUAAUUACCGUCGCAUGGACGCCAAUGGCUCCUCCGCGACGUACUACGGCAGUAUUCUGAUCGUUACAAAUCCCGGGCAGUCCCAACCGCAAUUAUCCCUACGUCACGUUGGACCCGUGUCGCAAGAAGCUGCAAAUGUGCAGCCAGGAUCGCAGGCGCCCAGCACAUACGAAGGUGUCAAGCUGUAUGAAGAUCCAGUGAAAGCGUUUUGGAGAUUCCAAUUCUCGUUUCCCCUGGCCGAUUAUGAAGCUCGCUGGGCAUAUACCAUUCCGGGGUUCCGAUAUGUCAAUGAAUCUGCGUCCAACGCGUCUGAGUGGACAUUUGUGGUCCCCGCUUGGCAUCAGUCUAUGCGUAUCAUGUUCCAUUCGUGCAAUGGAUUCUCGGUUGGUACAGAUACAGAAAGCUGGGCUGGUCCCGCAUUAUGGAACGAUGUCCUGCGAGUUCACGAAAAGCGGCCUUUCCAUGUCAUGAUUGGUGGCGGUGACCAAAUCUACAAUGAUGGCAUUCGUGUUGAUGGGCCGCUUAAUGAAUGGACAAACAUCAAAAACCCUAUCAAGAGACAGGCGCAUGACUUUAAUGGCAAAUUGAGGGCUGAAUGUGAUGAAUUCUACUACAAAAACUAUGUGCGAUGGUACAAUCACGAGCCUUUCAAGACUGCCAACGGACAAAUCCCUCAGGUCAAUAUCUGGGAUGACCACGACAUCAUCGAUGGCUUUGGGUCGUACACUGACCAUUUCAUGAGAUGCGCAGUGUUCAGGGGUAUCGGAGGAGUCGCCUUCAAGUACUAUUGUCUCUUCCAGCAUCAUAUCGCACCACCAAAAUCUACUUUUACCACGGAUGCAACAGAGCCUUUUGAUCCUCGUCAAUUGGAGAAUACGUUCGUUCUCGAGGAACAGACUGCUGAUCCACGAUGGAUAAUGGGCAAAACGCCGGGUCCGUACGUUGAAGAGAGAAGCCGCAACUUAUACAUGCGCCUGGGACGGCGAAUCGCAUUUGUUGGUAUUGAUGCGCGCACUGAGCGUACACGUAUGCAGGUUAAUUAUCCCGAGACUUAUGAUCUGAUCUUCCAGCGCAUGGAUCAAGAAGUUAGUCAGGCUAAUGGAGAGAUCAAGCAUAUGAUUCUACUGCUCGGGGUUCCUAUUGCUUAUCCUCGUCUCGCUUGGCUGGAGAAUCUUAUCACAUCUCCGUUGAUUGCGCCAAUUCGCCUGCUCAACAAGCGAUUCGGUGUUGCCGGAGGUCUCUUCAACAAGUUCGAUGGUCAAGUGGAUCUCUUGGACGAUCUUGAUGAUCACUACACUGCGCGACAUCAUAAAGCUGAGCGCCGAGAAUUAAUCCAUCGUCUUCAGCACUUUUCCAAGGAACAUUCAGUGCGUAUUACAAUCCUCGGUGGCGACGUCCACCUAGCAGCACUGGGUCGGUUUUAUUCGAAAGUCGACUUGAAUAUCCCCGUCGAGAAUGACUUUCGUUUUAUGCCAAACAUUAUCAGCAGUGCCAUCACCAAUAAACCACCUCCAAAGGCAGUGGCCAAUCUCCUUGCACGAAGGAACAAGAUCCAUCAUCUUGACCACGAGACAGAUGAGACACUUAUGCCACUCUUUGACAACCCUCCCGGUGGCGUGGAGAAGAGCGCAUCCUGGAACAAGGUCACCAUGCCUUCGCGCAACUACGCCUGUAUCACCGAAAUUGUGACGCCUGCUACGAACGGCUCGAGCUCACAGCCCCACUCAUUGGCGCCCAGUACUGCACCCAAGGAUGGCCACUCACCGUUGCAUAUAGGUGAAGAAGGCACUGGAACAAGCCAUCCAGCUGCGGAUGGAUAUAGUAACACCAGUCAAUUGGCCGGUGGACUGGACGUGGCGAUUCGAGUUGAGAUUGAACAAGGUAACCGUGACGGUAAUGCGCAGGGUUAUGGAUUGAGCAUUCCACAACUUAUUGCUGUAUAAUUCUAGUCCGUGGUAGUACAUGGACAUCCAUGAUGCAUUCUUUGAUUAUUACUCAUAAUUAUUAUUGACCUUGAUGUGUACCCAACCAAUACCCCCAUGUCUUUAUUUCUAUAUGUCGCCUAAUAAAUAUAUAGUCUACCAACAUACUUGGACGAGGGGUUCCUAGUAUUUAUAAUCGUGC
Molecule: messenger RNA, 2218 nt
Organism: Talaromyces stipitatus ATCC 10500
Lineage: Eukaryota; Fungi; Ascomycota; Eurotiomycetes; Eurotiales; Trichocomaceae
Exons: 3
Coding region: 109-2037 (642 amino acids)
Cellular component (GO): membrane
Source: RefSeq, a predicted model, not a curated record